AUGGGUUUGGUAUUGGAAGGCUUAGACCCUGUUAGAAAGAGGCCAGGGAUGUAUAUUGGGAGCACAGGACCUCGUGGUCUUCACCAUUUGGUCUAUGAAAAAUUAGAUAAUGCUGUGGAUGAGGCUCAAGCCGGAUUUGCUUCAAAGAUGGAGGCUGUUUUACUUGCAGAUGGUUCUAUGCCUUUUAGUCAAAAGCUUCACAAAUCCUUUUUUGUAUAUAUUAAAGUAAGAACACAGUGUCAUGAUUUCUUAUAA
Messenger RNA from Prunus armeniaca (apricot), 255 nucleotides. NCBI's taxonomy places the organism in Eukaryota, Viridiplantae, Streptophyta, Magnoliopsida, Rosales, Rosaceae. The record is from the annotation of a GenBank genome assembly.